Messenger RNA from Cuscuta campestris, 1875 nucleotides. The record is from the annotation of a GenBank genome assembly. Lineage: Eukaryota; Viridiplantae; Streptophyta; Magnoliopsida; Solanales; Convolvulaceae.
CCAGAAAGAUCGAUUCAGCUCAUCAAAUCAACUAUUGGAGGCAUGAAAGUGAAGAUCUCACAAAAAAAGAUGCAGAAAAAGCUCCAACUUCCCAACUCUGGAAUUGAAAUUGGGAAGCUCUCGUCCAAGAAUCUGGACUGGAAAACUAUUGGAAUUUCUGGGCAAAUCCCCUCUAGCUCAGCAAAGAAAGCCGUUUUGAAAAACGACUACAAAUUGGUUCUGGAGCUAGUCAUUGCAUGCCUUGAAUGUGGAAGCGGAGGACAUGUAGAUGACAUUAAUCAGGAAAGGGCAUUCAUCAUCAAUGCCCUCAUUACCAGAACCAAGGAAAAUUCGGCUAAACACUUCUUCAAUUCCAUUUCUAACCACUUAGGGAAGCGCAAACAGAAGUAUUUGUGUCAAGGAUUGUACCUUGGGUACAUUUUGGAAUCCAUGGGUGUUGCCUCUGAAGGCAAGAAGUAUGAUGCCAGAUAUUGGCUCUACUAUCUGUCUUCCAAAGGAGAAAACAGAGCAAGUUCAACUGCAGGGGAUGAAGGCUCUUCAGACAAUGUCCUCAUUGUGAGUCUGAAGAAGUCAUCAAAAAGGAAGCUUGUGGUGUCUCCCUCCCCCAGUGCUGAAGCACCACAAAACCUUGCUUUGGUUAAUUUGGAUGAAGAAGAAGAAGUUCCUGCUCAUGGUGAACUUCAGAAGAAGAAGAAAAGAAGAAUCUCCUCUCCCUCCACAUCUGGAAAUGCCAACCUGGAUGAGUUGCUCUACUAUGAUUGGAGAGCUUGGAAAGUUGGAAACUCUGCAGAUCAGUUGAUUGAAUGGGAUCAACAACUGAAAAAUGAGAAGGUUAUCAAGAGAUGUUUGGGACUGCCAAUCAACCACUGUUGUGAGCAAUUUCUAGAUGAUAACUGGAUUGACAUGGAAGCAACAGCAGAGGAUUUCCAAAUUUUUCCGGAAACCUCCCCUGCUUUUGAAACUGUUCUGCCAGAAGCUGUCCAGGAAGAUGCAAACUCUCCCCUGCAAGAACAGAAUCAAGAAAUUUCAAACGAAGAACUUCAGCAACUCCUCCAAUCUCAAGUUCUAGAGAUUCUCACAACCCCUUGUGAGAUCUCCAAAUCAACUGAACUUGAGAUUCGGGAGAAGUCAAAUGAAAAUAUGGAGAAGUCCACUCCUCCAGAAACAAAUGAAGCUCGUCAGGAAGACUCAGCAGUUGAAGUCCAGAGAAGUUUUGCAGAAGCUGAAGGAGAAGGUCAAAUAGCUAGGCUAGAGGCCUCUGAACCUCCAGUAACUAUCCUAGAGCAGCAAGCUGAAGAUGAAGUCAGAGAUUCCCUCUCUAGGGAAAUCUCAAAUUAUGCAAAUAAAGAGACAGAAGAAGAGUCAGUGAAGACUCUGAAGAUUGAUCAAGAAGAAGUUGAGCAAGGAGAUGAUGUUGAAUCCCUCCCUCUGCAACUCUUCCACAGAGUACCUUCUUCAAAACAGCAGAGCAAUCCGCAGAACUCAAUCCAGCAUCUAUCAAACACUGAGUGUGAUGGAACAGAAGCUAUAGGAACCAUUGUCUCCUACUUCACAAAUGAUGCCCAAACAGAAGAAAGAUAUAACAACCUCAAGCGCAUACAGGAAGAAUGUGGAGUUAUGCAAGGCAUUGGUGAGAUUGCCGAAUCAUCUAAGCGCAAGAAGAAGUAAAGGCUCUUUUCAUCAAAAUAGGGGGAAGUAUUGAAAACAUUAUUUAUGUUUUGAUGAAAACACACCUUCUUGUUUAAACAUGGGUUUUGGUUUAAACAUUGCUUAAUACUUCUCUCAAUUAUACUUGAUCAUAUUCAUUUUAAGUAUCAUUUUUGAGAUUCAUUAUUAAGAGCAUACAUUCAGGGGGAAUAUAAUUCAGGGGAACUU